CAGCCCGGCUGAUCCGCCGUCCCUCAGCGCUUCUCCUCGUCCGUCUCCUCUUCCUCCUCAGCAUCCCUCUCGCUGCCCGGCAGCAUGACCCCCGCCGCGCGGCCCGCGCUGUCUGUUCUCCUCCUCCUCCUGCUCCUCGCCCUGGUCCUGUUUUGCCGUCCGCUGGCCGGCGAGCCGGGCGAGGGAGCGGACACCUGGUCGCGCUUCUCUCGCUUGCCCUUCCCCGAGGACGCCCUCUUCCUCUACGACACCUUCCCCGAGGGCUUCCUGUGGGGGGCCGGCAGCGCGGCGUACCAAGUGGAAGGCGCCUGGAGCCAGGACGGCAAGGGGCCCUCGGUGUGGGACACCUUCGCGCACCGCCACGCAGCGGCGCCUCUCCCAAGCCCAGGGGAGCCGCCGCCGCCGCCGCCGUCCGGGGACGUGGCCGGCGACAGCUACCACCACGUCGGGCGCGACCUCGAGGCGCUGAGCCUCUUGGGGGUCUCUCACUACCGCUUCUCCCUGGCUUGGGCGCGCCUCCUCCCGAACGGCACGGCGCCCGUCAACCUCGCUGGGCUGCGUUAUUACGCGCGCCUCCUCACCGGCCUGAGGCAGCGCGGCGUGGAGCCCGUGGUCACCCUUUACCACUGGGACUUGCCUCAGCACCUGCAGGACCGCUACGGGGGCUGGGAGAACCCCGCGCUGGUCGCGCUCUUCCGCGACUACGCCGAGCUCUGCUUCAAGCACUUCGGCGCCCACGUGCGCUACUGGCUCACCCUCGACAACCCUUACCUCGUGGCCUGGCACGGCUACGCCACGGGCGAGCUGGCCCCCGGCGUGCGGGGCGGGCGGGAGGUUGGCUAUCGAGCCGCGCAUAACCUCCUCAAGGCCCAUGCCGAAGUGUGGCAUCUUUACAACGAUCAUUUCCGUCCUGCUCAGGGAGGUAAAGUAUCAAUUGCCUUAGGUUCUCAUUGGAUAAAACCUAAAAAAAUGACUGGAAAUGAUGUAAAGGAAUGCCAAAAGUCUCUGGACUUUGUGCUGGGUUGGUUUGCCAAGCCAAUAUUUGUUGAUGGAGACUACCCGCAAAGUAUGAAGAAUUCUCUUUCCUCAGUCCUGCCAGAAUUCACUGAAACAGAAAAGAAGCUUCUUAGGGGAACAGCUGAUUUCUUUGCUCUUUCUUUUGGAGCUACUUUGAGUUUCCACCUUGUGGAUUCUGACAUGAUGUUUGGGCAGCAAGAAUCUCUGAGCCUACGGCCAUUGCUUUACUGGAUAAGCAAGGAAUAUAACAACCCACCCAUCUUCAUUGUGGAGAACAGCUGGCUCAUUUCUAGCAGCACGAAGACAGAUGACUCCAAGUACAUGAAUUAUCUUAAAGAUUUCAUUACAGAUACUUUGAAAGCUAUCAGAUAUGAUGGAGUUACUGUCAUUGGCUACACAGUUUGGUCUCUCAUGGAUGGCUUUGAAUGGCUCAGAGGCUACAGCAUUAGACGGGGUUUGUUUUAUGUUGACUUUCAAAGCCCAGAUAAAAAGUUGAUGCUGAAGUCUUCAGGACUCUUCUUUCAAAGGCUGAUAGAGGACAAUGGUUUCCCUGCAGUACCAGAAAACCAGCUCAUAAAAGGGACUUUCCCAUGUGACUUUGCUUGGGGGAUUACUGAAAAUUUUCUUCAGGUAGAUACAACUCGAUCCCAGUUCCUUGAUCCAAAUAUUUAUGUCUGGGAUGUGCAUAAAACCCAGAAGCUGAUUAAAAUUGAUGGAGGCAGUGCCCCACAUCGCAAGCUUCAUUGUGUUGAUCUUCCUGCUAUCCGGCUUCAGAUUUCUUUACUCCAAGAAAUGCACAUCACACAUUUUCAUUUUUCUUUGAAAUGGCCUUUGAUCUUCCCUUCAGUUAAUGAGACAUCUGCUAACCGCACACUUCUGUUUUACUAUCGGUGUUUUGUUAGUGAACUUCUCAGGGUUAAUAUAACUCCUGUUGUUGCUUUAUGGCAACCUAGUGCUGAACACCAAGGACUUCCUGUUUCACUAGCCAAACAAGGUGGAUGGAGGAACCAGUAUACUGUGGAGGCUUUUGUUGAGUAUGCUAGAUUCUGCUUUAAGAAUCUUGGGCAGCACAUCAAAUUUUGGAUCACAAUGAAUGAACCCAAUGUGAUGAAUGUGACAUACCCAGAAGCACAUAAUUUGCUGAAGGCUCAUGCCAGAGUAUGGCACCUCUAUGAUAAGACAUUCAGGAAGAUUCAGAAAGGUCAAAUAUCCAUUGCGUUCCAUGCCAACUGGGUUGAGCCAGCUUGUCCUUUUUCAAAAAAUGAUGAUGAUGCGGCCAAACGAGUUUUAGAAUUUGACAUUGGCUGGCUUGCUGAGCCCAUCUUUGGAACUGGUGACUAUCCAGAUGUGAUGAGGCAAUGGCUUCAUCAGAGGAACAGCCUGGGUUUUUAUAAUUCAUACUUACCAUAUUUCUCAGAAGAGGAAAGAAAUCUAAUACGUGGUUCCUUUGAUUUCUUUGCUUUGAGUCACUACACUACAUUUCUCGUGAACUCGGAAAACGAAGCUCCCAUGAAGUACAAUCACCUCCUCGAGAUCCAAAUGCAAAUUGAUAUCACCUGGGUAAAAUCACCCAACAGAAAUCCCGUGGUGCCCUGGGGAUUACGCAGGCUCCUCAAAUGGGUUAAGAAUAAAUAUGGCAACAUCCCCAUUUACAUCAUCGCGAGUGGAAUCGAUGACGAACAGAGUAUAGCUCAAGACAAAUUGAGAAUAUAUUACAUUGAGAAAUAUAUCAACGAGGCCUUAAAAGCCUAUACCUUGGAUAAUGUUAAUCUCCGUGGCUAUUUUGUCUAUUCUUUCAGUGAUAGAGGUGAUGCUAGAUCAUAUGGCCUCUAUCGUUACGUGGUUAAUCGGUAUGAGCCAAAGCCUUCCAUGAUGCAUUAUAGACAGAUCAUUGACAAUAACACCUUCCCUGGACCAGAAGCAUCCAACCUGGUUUGUUCCAAGGAGCUUAUUCUCUGCCCAGAAUGUGACUCUUUCCAACCAAGAAAAUCUCUGCUAGCUUUUAUGUCUUUUAUAUUAUUUGCUUUCAUUGUCACUAUAUUUCUGAUCACUUACUACUCCAAGAGGAUUGAUGGAAGUCAUAAAUACUGCUUUCGUAUUGCUCGCUGCCCUUUGCCUGCAUUACCUGGGGGAGUUUGCAAAUAAUUAUGCUCCAGAUUAUGAUUUCUAUUGCACUGCAAUUGUAUUAUUUAUGCUCCCUAAUGCUGUGGAAUACUAACUGUGAAAUGGAUUAGUACUCACAGAAUUCCCUGUGAUUCCUGUCUGUAUUAGCAUUUUUUGUUUGCAGGUACUCAUGUUUUUUGUUUUUGACUAGAGAUGGGGUAUUUGUGUAUGAAUGUGAAUAUCCCGGUGCAGCUGGAGUUAAUGAAGGUCCCGCCCUUGGGGCCACACCAUCCACUCACACAUUCGGUGGUGGCGGCGGCAGUGUCUCCUCUCUUCCUUCCAAUCACUUAAGAGCGCUUGGCUAGCCACUUGGGGCCUUGCAGGGAGACUUGUCCUCCCUCCCUCUGCCACAAGUGGCUAGAUGACUGGGAAGACUCAAGAGCAAUUGGAAGGAUGAGCAGGGCCAGUGGUGGUGGCAGACGUGUGAGUGGACAGCUGGCCUCAGGAGCUGGACCAUUGUUAACUCCAGCUGCAUGGGGAUACUCAGAUAUUCCAAUCUCUAUUUGUGAUGUUAGACCUCUCUGGUGCCCUGAUCCACUGAUGGAGAUAUAUGGGCAGAAGGAUGCUACACAACUGGUGUAGAUGCAAUAGAUGCAGAGCUGGUACAAUUUCAUCUGACUGUGUACUUUGUCAUCCACUGGUAGAAUCUCCUCUUUUAGGUGGAGGCUUGAAAUUAGUCUGAUAAAGACACAAAGUGAUUCAUUUGGUGUAAAAUGUCUUUCAGAUGGUCAUGAUAGAUUGGAAGCAUUUCAUUUUCUAAGUUCUCAGAAUAAAAUCAUCUUUAAAAAUUCCAGUCUGGGACUUCUAGGUUCUGAAUGUACUGCUCAAUGGGGUUUAGACCUCAUGCCUCUUAGAUGGAAAAGUCAGAAUUACAUCCUUUUAGAAAUAGAGGUUUUUUUAAAAAACUCUGUAAAGAUAGAUAGUGUGGAAGAAACAGGAGGAUGGAAUUUGGAAUCAGCUCAGAGCUUUGUCUUGCUUGUAAUUAAAGAUGGAAAAAUUCUUGCUGUUUGUGUUUAUCUAUGGAAGUACCCAUUUUGCACAUCCUGAGAUUUAAAAUGUGAUGGAAGGGAAAUUUGUCAAUCUGCUUUUUCCCCAGCUUGCAGUAUGUACUUAAUUAGGUAAAGAAAUAUGCACAGCACCAUAUAUACCUUUGAAAAAUGUACAAGACUGAAAAGCAUAUAUUUGAAGAACAUACAUUAAGAAGAUUUAGUGCAGGGGGGAACUUGGGCGGGGGGCUCUUCACCCAUGACUCAUUCCAUGGGCUGUCAGCUUGCCAAAGUUUGGUGGGAAAUUUUGGAAAAGCCAUAAAAAAGCCAUAAAAAUGGAAAGAGAAGGAUUGUUUAAAUACCUUUGGUAGAUGUUGGCAGUAAGACCUGACACUGAAUUUCAACAGCGCAGUUUUGUAGGGUAGGGGAGCUGGAAAAUGGUCUUUGGGACUGCAUGAGUUGUCUCCCCUGUUUUAAAUAAGGGGAAAAUGUAUGCACAGUGGUGGCUUUUUCAUGAAGAUAUGCAUACACAUGCUUGCUGUUGCUUAGUCAUUAAGUCAUGUCAGACUCUUCGUGAUCCCAUGGUCCAGAGCACGCCAGGCCCUC
This is a messenger RNA of Pogona vitticeps (central bearded dragon), 4772 nucleotides long. RefSeq names its product klotho (gene KL). Gene Ontology annotation, molecular function: fibroblast growth factor receptor binding; hydrolase activity, hydrolyzing O-glycosyl compounds; fibroblast growth factor binding. The record is from RefSeq and is a predicted model, not a curated record. Lineage: Eukaryota; Metazoa; Chordata; Lepidosauria; Squamata; Agamidae. Gene Ontology annotation, biological process: fibroblast growth factor receptor signaling pathway; carbohydrate metabolic process.